UUCAGUUUUAGCCUAUCUUCAUACUGUACUGUCUUUGAAUUAGCUCUUGGUUUGUGACUAUGUCGAGUAAGCUCGAUGGAUAACACAAUUGACGAAUGUUGAAGGUUACUCUCUUAUUCAGUGAUUCAUAAUUAUUUUUCCAACAUAGGUUUCCAAAAAUACAGAUUUAUUUAGAUUUUUACUUUACUGCCUCCAAUGUGUAGCCUACAUCCGUGUUGCUGCCUCUACCGCGCAGACUCGUCACUGCGGUUCACUGCGUUUCCGUGUUAGCUUGGCUGGCUAGCUGAUAGUGGCUGUCGUCAGGAGAGCUUACGAUCGACUCAGACUGGAUAUUGUAUCGAUGGAUAAAGCAAAUAUUUUCGACAAUGCAUUAAUGUUCAUAAACGGUGUACUUGUGAAUGAUGCUAUGGAAAGUGCGGUGACUACACCGUCCGUAACAUGCGAUAUUAUCAAAACAAGAUAUUAGCCAAGUGUGCGUCUUUAGAGCGGUUUACGUUAUCUAGGUAACUGUUACCGCUAUAUAACAUUUAUGGUGGCUUCGUUGAUCCAUUUUUUGUGUUUUGUCCUCGUCUGUAUUGGUGGAAAAUGAAGAAGUUCAAUAUCAGAAAAGUGCUGGACGGCUUGACUGCUUCUUCUUCCUCUGGCACUGCAUCUCCACAACCAGGAACUUAUCAAAACGAUGUGAUCCAAGAGACGCUACAAUCGGAGCAUUUCCAGCUCUGCAAGACUGUGCGCCAUGGCUUCCCCUACCAGCCCUCCUCCAUGGCCUUUGACCCUGUGCAAAAAAUUCUGGCCAUCGGGACUCAGAGCGGAGCUGUGAGACUUUUUGGCCGUGCAGGUGUGGAGUGUUACUGUCAGCAUGACAGCGGUGCAGCUGUAAUCCAGCUUCAGUUUCUGGUCAACGAGGGGGCGCUGGUGAGUGCCUUAGCUGAUGACAGCGUUCACCUGUGGAACCUGAGGCAGAAGCAGCCAGCUAUCCUGCACACUCUCAAAUUCAAUCGGGAGAGGAUCACGUUUUGUCACCUGCCCUUCCAGAGUAAAUGGCUGUACAUCGGCACAGAGAAAGGAAACAUCCACAUCGUCAACGUUGAGUCCUUCACAUUGUCAGGCUACGUCAUUAUGUGGAACAAAGCCAUCGAACUGUCCUCCAAGUCACACCCUGGGCCUGUGGUCCACAUCAGUGAUAACCCCAUGGAUGAGGGAAAGAUUUUGAUUGGAUUUGAAUGUGGGACCGUGGUGUUGUGGGAUCUGAAAUGCAAAAAAGCUGACUACCGCUACAAUCAUGAUGAGGCCAUCCACUCAGUAGCCUGGCACCAUGAGGGAAAACAGUUCACCUGCAGCCACUCAGAUGGAACUCUGACCACAUGGAACGUACGCGUUCCCGCCAAGCCUACAAUCACCAUCACACCACACGGUAAGCAGCCCAAGGAUGGAAAGAAGCCAGAACCAUGCAAACCUAUCCUCAAAGUGGAGUAUAAAACAACUAGAGCUGGGGAUGCCUUCGUGGUCAUGUCUGGAGGCCUGUCCUAUGACACGGGGUGCAGGAGGUCCUGUCUGACGGUGAUGCAUGGGAAGAGUACUGCCGUCCUGGAGAUGGACUAUCCCAUCGUUGACUUCCUCACGCUCUGUGAAACACCAUAUCCUAAUGAUUUCCAGGAGCCUUAUGCUGUAGUUGUCCUCUUGGAAAAGGAUUUAGUUGUCAUCGACCUUGAACAAAUUGGGUACCCAAUAUUUGAGAACCCGUACCCUCUGUCGAUCCACGAGUCUCCAGUGACGUGCGUGGAGUACUUUGCUGACUGCCCUCCUGAACUCAUACCUGCACUUUACUCUGUGGGCUCCCGGCAAAAGAGACAGGGUUACAGUAAGAAGGAAUGGCCUAUAAGUGGUGGUAACUGGGGCCAAGGCACACUGAGCUACCCUGAGAUCAUCGUCACUGGACAUGCUGACGGAUCAAUCAAGUUUUGGGAUGCUUCUGCAAUAAUGCUCCAAGUACUGUACAAGCUGAAGACUGCCAAGGUGUUUGAGAAGGCUCUGAAGGGCGGUAAGGAGGAGAAGCCGAGCACAGAGAUAGUGGAUGAGGAUCCCUUUGCCAUCCAGACCGUGUCGUGGUGCCCAGAGAGCAGGAUGCUGUGUGUGGCCGGAGUCUCUGCCCACGUCAUCAUCUAUAGGUUCAGCAAACAGGAAAUAACCACAGAGGUGGUGCAGCUGUUGGAGGUGCGUAUGCAGGGCGAGCUGAACGAUGUGGAUUCUCCAGACCCAGCAGGAGACCAUCCUCCCACCCCCUCUACCCCAGUACCCCCCUCCUCCUCCAGCCCCACCCAGGAGGGAGAGCCCCCUGAGGCCCAGCCCUUCACCUCUGAUGACGGGUCCAGAGAUAACGUACCAUGCCUCAAGGUCCGGAGCGCCCCUCUGAAGCAGUCUCCUGGUUACCAGGUGGAGCUGGUCAUUCAGCUGGUCUGGGUUAGUGGGGAGCCGCCGCAGCAGAUCACCAGCCUGGCCGUCAGCUCGUCAGACGGACUGGUGGUGUUUGGCAACAGCAGCGGUCUGGCCGUCGUGGACUACCUUCAGAAGAGCCUCCUCCUGAACAUGAGCACGUCAGAACUGUACAGUCCCUCAGACCCCUACCAGAGACAGCCUCGGUCGCCUCGCAAGACACGACAGCCAUCUGGAGCUCUCAGUGAUCACAGCGAUGGAAACAAUGUUUCAGAGGAGAAAAGCAACAAAUCACCAACGUCAGGCUCAACGACACCCACCAAUUCAGACGAUGAACACAAACAGAAAAGGUUUAUAGAAAUGGUGAAGUCCAAAAGCAGGCGCUUUUCCAAGACGGUUUCCAAUGACUUUGCCAAGAUGUCAAAGAAAAUUAGCUCACCUACAGAGCAAAAGACAGGCCUGGAGGAGAGGGUGCGACAGCAGCGCUCUCUCCCAUAUAAGAGGUGCUUUUGUUGUAUGAAGGAGGGCAUGGAGUCCAGGAGCCUUCUCUACGUUCAUAGGACUCUCUCGGUCCCUGACGUCAAUGCCAAGGACAGUUCGUUCAGCCGCUCGAGGAGUUCCAGUGUGACCAGUAUAGAGCGGGAGUCCCGCGAAGCUAUCUCCUCCUUCCACUUCAGUGAGAGUUUCCCCAGGAAGACAGACAGCAGCCCCAGCCCCAGCCUGUGGUUGGGUACUACCCAGGGCACUGUCCUGGUCCUCUCCCUCAGCCUGCCACCUACAGGGGACCAGAGGCUGCAGCAACCUGUCGGAGUCUCUUCCUGUGGUACUCUGAUCAGACUAAAAGGAGGUAUCCUGACUAUGGCCUUCCUGGACUCCCUUGGGGCGGUCCUACCCCCUUCCUACGAGCCGUGGUCCGAGCCCAACGCUCCAGACGAGGAGAAGACGAGGAGGCGCAGGCCGGCCUCCCCACCCCCCACCCAGGAGGGUCAGGACAGCCAGUAUGCUGUAGUGUGCUCAGAGAAACAGGCCAAGGUGGUGGGCCUGCCCUCCCAGUCCUGCUUCUUCAAACACAACAUCACAGAGAGCUCCUUCGUGCUGAGAGCUGACGUGGUGCAGAUGGCUGCUGGACUCUGCCUCGCCUGCUUCUGUGCUAAUGGACACAUCAUGACUCUGAGUCUACCCAGUCUCAGACCACUCCUGGAUGUGAACUACCUUCCACUGACAGACAUGAGGAUAGCCCGGACCUUCUGCUUCUCCAACCUGGGCCAGGCUCUGUACCUCACCUCCCCCACUGAGAUACAGAGGAUCACAUACAGCCAGGAGACCUGCGACAAUCUACAGGAGAUGAUGGGAGAGCUGUUUACACCGUUAGAAACACCUGAAGCUCCUAAUAGAGGUUUCUUCAAGGGCCUGUUUGGGGGAGGAGCUCAGUCGCUGGAUAGAGAAGACCUGUUUGGUGAGACUGCGGCGGGUAAGGCAUCUCGUAGCCUGGCACAGCACAUUCCUGGGCCCCAGGGCAUGGAGGGUAUGAAGGGAGCAGCCUCUGGGGUUGUGGGGGACCUGGCCCGUGCCCGGAUAGCCCUGGAUGAGAGGGGGCAGAAACUGGGCGAGCUGGAGGACAGAACCGCAGCCAUGAUGGCCAGCGCUGACUCCUUCUCUAAACACGCUCAUGAUAUGAUGCUGAAGUACAAAGAUAAGAAGUGGUACCAGCUCUGAUGGCAGCGAGGGGAGACAGUGGGACGCAGUUGUUUUGUUGUGCCACUUCAUUAUCUACAGGAGAUGCAGCUCCUUCUCCUCUUCCUCCUCCUCCUCUUCUCCUUCAUCUCAGAAGGAGGAGGUGUUGUAUGACAGACUGAGAGGCUUUCUUCCUAGCAGCACAAUACAACACUGCAUUACCUCAGUCACCUGGUUACCACUGAGGAGGAGUAGACUGACUGACUGAAGCAGACUGACUGAAGCGGACGGACGGACGGACGCCUGACUGACGCAGACUGACUGACACAGACACACAUACAGACUGACACAGACACACAGACUGACUGACACACACACACACGACUGACUGACACACAGACUGACUGACUGACACACAGACUGACUGACUGACACACAGACUGACUGACUGACACACAGACUGACUGACUGACACACAGACUGACUGACACACAGACAGACUGACUGACACACAGACUGACUGACUGACACACAGACUGACUGACUGACACACUGACUGACUGACUGACACACUGACUGACUGACACACUGACUGA
Messenger RNA from Salmo salar (Atlantic salmon), 4703 nucleotides. RefSeq names its product syntaxin binding protein 5b (tomosyn). Gene Ontology annotation, cellular component: SNARE complex; cytoplasm; plasma membrane. Gene Ontology annotation, molecular function: syntaxin binding; myosin II binding; GTPase activator activity. The record is from RefSeq and is a predicted model, not a curated record. Lineage: Eukaryota; Metazoa; Chordata; Actinopteri; Salmoniformes; Salmonidae. Gene Ontology annotation, biological process: Golgi to plasma membrane transport; exocytosis.